Messenger RNA from Sinocyclocheilus anshuiensis, 2077 nucleotides. Its product is annotated as anthrax toxin receptor 1-like. Gene Ontology annotation, cellular component: plasma membrane; cell surface. The coding region runs from base 151 to 1809 and encodes 552 amino acids. Gene Ontology annotation, molecular function: transmembrane signaling receptor activity. The record is from RefSeq and is a predicted model, not a curated record. NCBI's taxonomy places the organism in Eukaryota, Metazoa, Chordata, Actinopteri, Cypriniformes, Cyprinidae. The transcript has 18 exons.
ACUGCGGGUCGGGAUAUAACUCUGUGACAAGACAUUCAAAUAUCUUGUUUAAGGAAUAAAUUUCUUGGAAAAGAGUUGUUUUCAUUUUCUGCAGGAGUAACAUGAAAUGCAGUUUUAUCCCUGUGCUUUUGGAGAGAAUAAACUGAUGAAAUGGCAUGUUCACUGAUUGCUGUGGGUAUUUUAGUGGUUUUGAUGCAGUUUCCUACUGGAAAAGCUGAGCCUUAUUUUGAGGAAGAGAAGAGGUCUUGUCAAGGUGCUUUCGACUUAUAUUUUGUCCUCGACAAGUCAGGAAGUGUCAAAAACCACUGGAUUGAAAUUUACUCCUUUGUGGAGCAUCUUGCAGAGAAAUUUAUAAGCCCAAUGUUACGGAUGUCCUUCAUUGUGUUCUCAACUCACGGAACAACAGUUAUGAAACUCACAGAGAACAGAAAUGAAAUUACGAGAGGCUUAAAUGUUUUGAAGAGAGAAAUACCAGGAGGUGAUACAUAUAUGAAUCUCGGAUUGAAACAGGCAAAUGAGCAGAUAUAUCACGGAAAUUAUGGGACAGCCAGUGUGAUCAUAGCACUGACGGAUGGGGAGUUAAAUGACUAUCAGUUUGUCACAGCACAGCAAGAGGCGCAGAGAGCUCGGUCUUUGGGAGCUAUCGUAUACUGUGUGGGUGUAAAAGACUUCAACCAGACACAGCUGGCCACAAUUGCAGACACCAUAGCGCAUGUGUUCCCUGUAAUUGGAGGAUUCCAGGCCCUUGAAGGAAUGAUAGACUCUAUCAUCAAGAAAUCCUGCAUUGAGAUUUUAGCAGCCGAGCCGUCCAGUGUAUGCGCUGGAGACUCUUUCCAAGUGGUUGUGAGGGGAAAUGGAUUUUUGCAUGCCAGAAACAUCAAUCAGGUCCUGUGCAGCUUCAGAGUGAAUGACACAGCUACACUGAAUGAAAGACCUGUCAGUGUUGAAGAUACGCUCCUUCUUUGCCCUGCACCAAUCUUAAAUGAGGCUGGAAAGGUGAUAUAUCUGCAGGUUAGCAUGAAUGAGGGUUUGUCCUACAUCACAAGCUCAGUGCACAUCACCACUACUGAAUGUUAUGAUGGAACCAUCCUGCUCAUCUCGUUACUGGCUGUUUUCCUAUUGCUGGGUCUGGUGCUGAUGUGGUGGUUCUGGCCUCUGUGCUGUACAGUGGUCAUCAAGGAAGUGCCUCCACCCCCUCCCCCUGAGCCUGAACCCGAUGAUGAAGAUGGCAUGCCCAAAAAGAAAUGGCCUACAGUAGAUGCAUCCUACUAUGGAGGAAGAGGAGUCGGUGGAAUCAAAAGAAUGGAGGUGCGUUGGGGGGACAAGGGCUCCACGGAGGAAGGAGCUAAACUGGAGAAGCCAAAGAAUGCUGUAGUGAAAAUGCCUGAAGAUGAAUAUGAGCCUUAUGAACCUAAACUCAGAAAUUUGUAUGGGCGCAGACCUGCCCAUCAUAGAAAGUGGUACAGUCCUAUUCAGGGGAAACUGGAUGCUUUGUGGGCCCUUUUCCGUCGAGGAUAUGACCAGGUGUCACUCAUGAGACCUCAGCCCGGAGAUCAGGGGCGAUGCAUCAAUUUUACCCGGGUGAAAGCAGAGGAGCCAAGGUCACCGCCACGCAGCAACUGUCCACUUCCACCUCUACCGCCCCCUCCAGACCAUCAGCCACUCAUGCGACCUCCGCCCAAAAGACCACCAUCCCGGGGACCCUCCAUCAACCGCUCACCCCCAGGACCUUCAACAGCCCGGGCACCCCCAGGUCCCCGCGGACCCCCUCCUUCGCGACCCCCACCCUGCCCUGGGAAUAGGCAUUGAGAACAAUGGAGGGCCUUCACAGCUACCCUAAAAUCUCAGUCUUAAUUCAAAUUAGUGAUAUUUGCCAAAGCCACUGGUUUCCCACAGUUUCAGAUUGAUGAGUUUGUUUAUUUGGAGUGAAUGAAAUGAGUGAUUUGUUCUUAUUAUAAAUAGAGGCACCGAAAGAGGGACUGCAGUAAUGCAUGAAAUUAUUACACGUGCAAAUUAAUGAUUUUUAAGGCACUUAAAGGGUUAGUUCACCCAAAAAUGAAAAUUAGGCUGCGUUUUA